Cuscuta campestris is the source of this 1358-nucleotide messenger RNA. NCBI's taxonomy places the organism in Eukaryota, Viridiplantae, Streptophyta, Magnoliopsida, Solanales, Convolvulaceae. The record is from the annotation of a GenBank genome assembly.
AUGACACCACUCUCAAGUCUCACCUCUAUUUAUGUGUUUAGGUUUACAUUUCAUAAUUAAGAGAGAAUAAGAAAUCCAAUCCGAUCUCUUCUUAAUUCUUGAUUGAUCGUUAGUUGUUAAGCUAAAGAUCGAUGGGGAAGGAGGAGGACGACAAUGGGCGGCGUUUGAAUGAAUGGCCGGAGCCGAUUGUGCGAGUGCAGGGCCUCUCCGAAAGCGGCAUUUCCACCAUCCCGGACCGCUACGUCAGGCGCAGUCGCCGCGAGCCGCCCGAGGUGGCGGAGGAGGAGAUUCCCGUCGUUGACUUGGAGGCGGUGGCCGGCCAGAAGUCGUCUUUUUUUUCUGGUGUAGUACGGGAGAGGAUAUCGGGGGCGUGCCGGGAGUGGGGGUUCUUUCAGGUGGUCAACCACGGGGUUGACCAGGAGUUGAUGGCGGAGAUGCAGGAGGCGUGGCGGGAGUUCUUCCGGCUGCCGGCGGAGGAGAAGCAGGAGUACGCCAACUCCCCCGCCACGUACGAGGGCUACGGCAGCCGCCUCGGGGUGGAGAAGGGCGCCAAGUUGGAUUGGUGCGAUUAUUUCUUCCUCAAUCUUCUUCCCGUUUCCCUCCGCGAUUCCUCCAAGUGGCCUCGUCUUCCCCUCUCAUGCAGGCCAUUGAUUGAGAAAUAUGGUCAAGCUAUGGCGUGUUUGGGUGAGAAACUAACAAGGAUGAUGUCUCUAAGCCUUGGGCUCAAAGAAGAUAGGCUUCAUCAAGCUUUUGGUGGGGAUCAAGGCAGAGGAUCGUGCCUGCGGGUUAAUUUCUACCCAAAAUGCCCCCAACCGGACCUUGCAUUUGGCCUUUCGCCCCAUUCUGACCCGGGCGGAUUGACCAUUUUACUCCCGGAUGCCAAUGUUGUGGGCCUCCAAGUCUUCCACGUGGACAAAUGGGUUAAUGUUAAGCCAGUGCCCAACUCCUUAAUGGUUAAUAUUGGUGAUCAAAUUCAGGUGAUGAGCAAUGCGGCGUAUAAAAGCGUCGAGCACAGGGUGAUAGUGAAUUCUAUAAAGGAACGAGUGUCACUCGCUUUCUUCUACAAUCCGGGCGGGGAGGUGGUGGUUAAGCCUCUCGAUGAACUUGUUACCGAAAAUGACCCUGCGAUGUAUCUCCCGAUGACAUUCAAUGAGUAUAGAGCGUUCAUUCGAAGCAAAGGUCCUCAAGGGAAAUCCCAAGUGGAAAUGCUAAAAUCUAAAUCUUGAGUAGUAUGCUGUUUGUGGAGUCAAUUUUUUUUUUUGAAGAGUUGAAAAGUUUUGUUGCUUAUAUAUUAUCAUCAUACCAAUAAGGGUAUCUAUUUGGCCCUAGACUGAUGUUAUUAAAGGUUAAACAUUGUU